Molecule: messenger RNA, 1859 nt
Organism: Camellia sinensis
Lineage: Eukaryota; Viridiplantae; Streptophyta; Magnoliopsida; Ericales; Theaceae
Gene: FKBP53
Product: FK506 BINDING PROTEIN 53
Molecular function (GO): peptidyl-prolyl cis-trans isomerase activity
Source: RefSeq, a predicted model, not a curated record
UUUUAGGGUUUUAAGAGGCCGAGAGCACCGAGUCGCUAACGUUCCAGGGGUUUUAGAGAAAGCUCUUAAGAUGGCAUUCUGGGGAAUUGAAGUAAAACCGGGCAAACCGUACACUCAUGAAUUCGAUGAUGAGCAAGGAAGGCUUCACUUAUCUCUGGCAACGUUAGGCACUGGUUCAUCAACAAAGAAGAGCAUACUCCAGUGCAAUGUGGGAGAUAAGAGACCAAUUUACUUAUGUUCUUUGUUACCAGAUAGAAUUGAGACUUGUCCAUUGAAUCUUGAAUUUGACGAGGAAGAUGAAGUUAUCUUCUCAGUAAUUGGGCCUCACAGCAUUCAUCUUUCUGGUUUCUUUCUUGGUGAAACUCAAGAUUCUGCUAGAGAUGAUUAUGGGACUGAUUCAAUUGGGGAAGAUAUUGGUGAGACUGAGUCUGAUGAAUCUAUUGAUUAUGAUACUGAUGAAGAUGAAUAUGAGGAUGACUUUAUUGAUGAUGAUAUGGACAUGUACCUGUCCUCGCCUGUCCCCAACAGUGGAGUGGUGAUAGAGGAGAUAUUUGAUGAUGAAAAGGCUGCUAAUGAGAAAGGCAAGUCUAAGCAAGGAAAGAAGAAAAACCCGGUGAGCACUUCUGACAACAAUGGAAAUUCUGUGCAACAACUUAUUGUUAAGAGUGAUACUGGUGGCCGAAUCUUAGAAAGUGAAGAUGAAGAUGGCUUUCCUAUAUCUUCCCAGCAUAAGAACAAUGCUGAUGCUUCGUGUGUCGAAGGAAAAGCAGAAGAAACUAAAGAUAAUAUAACUGAUAAGAAAACCAAGAAGAAGAAGGCGAAAGAUGAUUCUGAUUGUGUCAGAAGAUUAAAAAGAAAAGUUGAUGCUAUUAUCCAAGAUGGUGAACAAACAAUGGAAAAAGGCCAGCAGAUUGAUUCUUCACUUGCAAAUACUGAAGUAGUUCCUGAAACUAACAUGAAACAAAAGGAGAAUAAGAAGAAGAAAGUAAGGAGUAAAGAUGAAAAGACUCGUGAGGCUGGUACAGACAGCAAGAGCAAUAUCCCGCCUGAGGCAGCUACCGUGGACACGGAGCAGGCUUUGCCAGUUGGAAAGGAAUGUGAUCAGAAGAACCUUGAUAUUGAUCCUGACUCUAUUGCUGAGGGAAAGAAAAAAAAGAAGAAAAAGAAAAAGAGCAAGAAGCAAGGGAGCGAUGCAGAUGCAAAUGUGGAUCAAACUGUUCCAGACAAAAAUGGAUCCACUAUAGAGAUCGAGAAGAAAACUGAAGUGAAGCCAUUUCAAGUGAGGUCCUUCCCAAAUGGAUUGGUUAUUGAGGAGUUGGCAAUGGGUAAACCAGAUGGAAAAAAAGCUUCUCCUGGGAAAAAUGUUAGCGUCCAUUAUAUUGGCAAGCUUAAAAAGAAUGGUGAAAUAUUUGACUCAAACAUUGGCAGAGCCCCUUUUAAGUUUCGCCUAGGUGUGGGACAAGUUAUUAAAGGAUGGGAUGUUGGGGUUAAUGGCAUGCGUGUUGGGGACAAAAGAAGACUCACAAUUCCACCAGCCAUGGGUUAUGGGAGUCAAGGUGCUGGUCGAGCGAUACCACCCAACUCGUGGCUAGUUUUUGAUGUUGAGUUGGUAAACGUCCAUUGAUUGGCCUCUCUAAAUGUGAGAACCUUUUUGUGUUUUUUAUUUUACAUGAUUAAAGCAGUUUUGGGUGUUGUUUUCUUGGUUGGAUAAACUGAAAACAGAUUGUGCUAUAUUCAAUUCUGGGAAUUGUUUUUUUCUCAAAAUAUACUUGGAACUUGGAUUACGAGUAUCUAGUUCGUAUUAUCACAUGCUCUAUUUUCAUGGUUCCAUUGGAACAAGCUAGUUUGCCUUGUUUUUA